Messenger RNA from Labeo rohita (rohu), 4435 nucleotides. RefSeq names its product protein tyrosine phosphatase non-receptor type 3 (gene ptpn3). Gene Ontology annotation, cellular component: cytoplasm; cytoplasmic side of plasma membrane; cytoskeleton. Lineage: Eukaryota; Metazoa; Chordata; Actinopteri; Cypriniformes; Cyprinidae. The record is from RefSeq and is a predicted model, not a curated record. Bases 391 to 2934 code for a protein of 847 amino acids. Gene Ontology annotation, molecular function: protein tyrosine phosphatase activity; protein binding. The transcript is spliced from 26 exons. Gene Ontology annotation, biological process: protein dephosphorylation.
GAGUUAACGCACAACACGAAUCACGCCUAGAAAUCAAGGCUCGUGUGAACUCGGAAGUGUCCAUACAUGGGUUGACAAUCACAUGCACAUCAUGAAUUCUGUGAAACGUGUGUUGUAAUCACACUAUCAGUAAGAAGGGAAACAUAAUAACAAUACACUUGCUACAAGUUCACGGUAAAUCUCAAACUCGUGGUCAGCGCAGUGACGCCGUGAUUGCCCGAAGGAACCCGGAGGAAAAAAAAACAUAAUCCGGAAGUUUACCGACACCUGCAACCAUGAUCGCCUUAACAUGGAAAGUUUUCUCUCAUCACGGGAACUAUAAGCACCUCUAGCAUCGCAGAGACGUUGACAUCACCUCAAGCAGGUGUGCAUAUGUGACGGUGUUGGGAGAUGACAUCCCCAUGGUGCGUGCUUGGAAACAAGAUCACUGCUCUUGGACUCGCCGAUCUGUCCAAACAUACACACAUGCCACGCACCGGCCUAAUCUGUGUAGUGCUCUUCCCUGAUGGCACAACCCAAAAUUUUACCGUCACUAAACAUGAUGCUGGUCAUCUGCUGUUCGACUUGGCUUGCGAACACCUCAACAUAGUGGAGAAACAGUACUUUAGCCUGCAGAUCAGUGAGGACACAUCCAGCUCUCCGAAGUGGCUGGACCCUAACAAACCCUUUAAGAAACAGCUGAAGGGUUCCGCUCCGUUCUUUUUAAUAUUUAGAGUGCGGUUCUUCAUCUCUGAUCCAAAUUCCCUCCAGCACGAGCAGACCAGGCAUUUUUAUUUCUUGCAAAUUAAGAAGGACGUUUGUGAGGGGAGAUUAAAGUGUCCAUUAAGCUCAGCUGUGGUACUGGCUUCUUACGCUGUUCAGUCUGAGCUUGGAGAUUAUGUCCCUGAAACCCCUUCCGGAUACCUCAGUCAGACCCAUUUUCUUCCUGACCAAGACCAUGAGUUCCUUCUGAAAGUGGAGUCGCUGCAUCCACAGCACAAAGGUUUGUCUCAGAGUGAGGCUGAGCUGUGUUAUUUGAAUACAGCAAGAACAUUAGACCUGUAUGGAGUGGAGCUACAUCACGCUCAGGAUGUUAACAACCCCGCCCUCUGGGUGGGCAUUACAUCAGGGGGCGUGGCUUUGUUUUGCCAUUUAAUUUGCUCCAGUUUUUUCCCCUGGAUUAACAUCAUCAAAAUUUCAUUCAAAAGAAAACGGUUCUUUGUCCACCUACGCCGGAAACAUGGUGAGUCACCACGUGGUCACCACGUGGUUUCUCUCUCCAUGCCGAGUUCACGCACCUGUAAGAACCUAUGGAAAUCCUGUGUGGACCACCAUACGUUCUACAACAGAAAACCUUCUCACUCGGCUUCGAAACUUAGCUCUAUCCCACUGUACCGAAAGCUGAUUGGUGAGAUGAUGUUGAACCCUACGGAGAGGUCUAACUCAGUGGAACACUUCGAGACAAAGAGUCUACCCUCACGGUCACCACCCAACACACCCAACUGGCGGAGUCCUCGUUUACGCCAUGACUUCCGUAAGCCACGCCCCUCAUCUGUGGACAACCUGACCAAUGAAAUGAGCUAUGUGACUGAGAGUGAAGACGUCUUCUAUACUUACAGGAAAACUCAAGAAGAGGGGCGGACGAGUGGUAGCUGGUCUCACAGUGAUGAUAUCACCACCGAAGAGGAUGAUUUGCACAUCUGGGAUAAGAAUGUGACAGCUGAUGGAGAUCUGCUGCUUGUGAGGAUCAGCCCAGACCAAGAUGGGAAGUUUGGCUUCAACGUUAAAGGAGGCGUGGAUCAGAAGAUGCCCCUGGCCAUCUCUCAUGUUAACCCGGCAUCUCCGGCCGGUCGCUGUGUGCCACCAUUGAUGGAAGGUGAUCAGGUGCUGUUGAUAAACGGACGGGACAUUUCAGAACACACACAUCAGCAGGUGGUCAUGUUUAUCAAAGCAAGCAGAGAGUCACACAGCAAGGAACUUGCAUUGCUUGUGCGCCGCAAAGGUGUCUCUUUGCGAGCUGAACCCACGCUACAAUUAGGUGAGGGUCUCACCCUUCCGGGUGAAAUAUCCUCACUGUCCAUUCAGCCCUCUGGAGAAACACUAGACGAGUCCAUGACCCGCCUAGAGAGGGGGUUGGUCACAGGCACAUUGCUUCUGCACUUUGAGAAGUUGUACAGGAAGAAAGAAGGCAUGGCAAUGUCUUGCGCAAAACAGUCCGACAAUAUGGACAAGAAUCGGUACAAAGAUGUAUUACCAUAUGACAUCACCAGAGUGGUGCUGCAGGAAGAAGGGGAUGAUUACAUCAAUGCAAGUCAUGUGAAGACUGAGCCAGCAGGUUGUGUUUUGCGGUACAUAGCAGCUCAGGGUCCACUGCCGCACACCUGUACGCACUUCUGGAGGAGCGUGUGGGAGCAGAAUGUCAGUGUCAUCGUCAUGCUCACCACACUGACCGAGAGAGGACGGCCCAAGUGCCACCAAUACUGGCCUCAUCCCCCUGAAGUGAGGGAUUAUGGGUGUCUUCAGGUGUGCUGUCACUCAGAGGAGUGUAACCUGGCAUACGUUACUCGAGAACUAACACUCACAAAUACUCAGUCAGGACAGCAGCGCUCGAUCACUCAUUUGCAGUAUGUUGCCUGGCCAGAUCAUGGGGUACCAGAAGAUUCCUCAGACUUCCUGGAUUUUGUCCAGUCAAUGAGAAGUAUGAGAGAGGAGUCAGUGCCUCUUAUGGUUCACUGCAGUGCUGGGAUCGGGCGGACGGGUGUGUUGAUCACCAUGGAGACGGCCAUGACACUGAUGGAGAAGGAAAAGCCAGUGUAUCCCCUAGAGAUCAUUACCUUGAUGAGAGAACAGAGGGCCAUGCUGGUUCAGACAUCGUGCCAGUUUACCUUUGUGUGUGAGGCCAUUCUGAGGGUGUACAGAGAGAGAAUGAAAAAGAGCUCAACACCUAACAGUUGAUAAGAAGAGGGGCACAAGAGGGAGUGUUUGAAAACACACAAGUGAAUGAAGAAGCUCCGCUGCUGUAAUCCCACUGUCAAUAAAGACGGAUGAAAAAGGGGCAGGGAGUAGAGGGUGUGUCUGGAUAAAGAUGGAUAGACAAUCUCUUCUCUUGCAGUGGCUCUCUGACAGCUGUGCGGAUCAAGGAAGAACAUAAAGCACUUUGACAUGUAUACGCUUAUAGGGCCCUACAGCACACAUACUCUCUGUUUCUCUUUCCCACACACCUCAAGUGCUAUAUUCAGGUGAAUCUCACAAAUUGUGUCAAGAAAUGUUCAAGUCACAUUUCACCCUAAAAUUAAGAGGAAAAUGUAACUCAUACUCUGCAUAAAAUAUUAGUAAAAUCUACUUUUACAAAGAGAUAAUUCACCCAAAAAUGAAAACUCUGUCAUUGAUUAUUUACCCUUAUGUCGUUCCAAACCUGUAAGAUCUUUGGAACGCAAAUUAAGAUAUUUUUGAUGAAAUCCAAGAGCUUUCUGACCCUGCAUAAACAACAACGCAACACCCAGAACGGUAGUAAGGACAUUGUUAAAAUAGUCCACGUGACAUCAGUGGUUCAACCGUAGUUUUAUGAAGCUAUGAGAAUACUUUUUGUGUGCAAAGAAAACAAAAACAUCGACUUGAUUCAAUGAUUCUUCUUUCCCAGCACAGUCCGCCACCAUGUACAAUAAUACAUCCGCUGCACCGUUUACAAACAGAGGAAAGUAUGCACAUCCGUUCUGGUACUCUCGAUAGUGGCGGAAGAAAUAAAGUUGUUAUUUUUGGGAUUUUUUUGUGCACAGAAAGUGUUUCAUAAAUUUACCUUUGAACCACUGAUGUCAUAUGGACAAUUUUAACAAUGUCCUUACUACCUUUCAGAUUUAAUCAAAAAUAUCUUAAUUUGUGUUCUGAAAAAGAACUAAAGUCUUACCAGUUUGGAACGACAUGAGGGUGAGAAAUUAAUGAUAGGUUUUUCAUUUUUGGGUGAACUAUCCCUUUAAAACUUUCUCUCCUUUUUUGGAAUUGAUACAUUGUUUUCAGAACAAUUAAGCACAUUUUACUCCCCAAUUCUCAUUACAUUAAUCCAUAUAAUAUUGUCUUUUUAUGGUAUAAGAGUAAUGUGUUUUGCCGUUAUUUACUUAAAACUGAUUUAAAAGCUGUACGACAAAUGUUACCAUGAUGAAUAAAUACUUUAAACAUGUAUAUAUAUUGUUUUUCUUGUUACAGUAAUGAAAACUGUCUUUGUAGUUUGUAAUUGGAAAUGGGGGGAUAAAAUGAGCUUGAAAUGUCCUACGAAAUACGAAAAAAUCAUAUUUGUGAACUAAUUUUAAAAAAUCUAUAAAAACAUGGAGUUUUUUUCCCUUUUUGAUUUUAAUGUUGAAGUGUGACCUGUACGCUUCUUUGUGAGAUUGACCAACCAAACCACUACUAGAAUAAUGAAAUUCACUUCUGUUAAUAACAAAUAAAAAAUGUGUAAUUCUUA